ACAUUUAUCAUUUGACAAUUCACAAACACGGAUUCACGGAAUAUUUUCGGCUUUGUCGGUGUUGAAAAUCUUUGGGUGAAAAUAUCAUUUUAGUUUUCUAAAAAAAUGUGAGUGUAGUCUUUAGACUCCCAGAGAUGAUAAGACAAUAUUUAAAAUUCAGAAAGACAAUAACAGUGGUGUGUGUUCUGUCUCUGUUACUUCUGCUAAUUUUGAUAUUAAAAAGAGAUAGUUCAGGUAUCCAUGAUAAAAUUACCGGUUACCAAAGAAUAGCGAAAACCCAGGACCUCAAAGACAUUUCUUACAAAGAAUUUGAACCAGAGCCAAAGAAAGACCAUGUUCCGGUGCUAAAAAUGGAGCCAGAAAGCAAGAAAGAUGACAGUAUGAAGAGAGAGCUACAGGAAGCGAAGGCUCGGAUAGAACAGCUAGAAAAGAAACUGGCAUUCUUAGAAGGAAGGAUCCCUCAGAAAUACCCUGAAGUCAAAUAUCUGGGAUAUAAAGAAAGGAAAAGAAUACUGGUUACAGGUGGAGCAGGCUUUGUGGGCUCCCACCUCGUGGACGUUCUCAUGACACAAGGCCAUGAAGUAAUCGUUGUGGACAACUUCUUUACGGGUCGCAAACGUAACGUCGAACAUUGGUUUGGCCAUCGCAACUUUGAGAUGAUUCAUCAUGAUAUUGUCAAUCCUUUAUAUGUUGAGGCGGACGAAAUAUAUCACUUGGCUAGUCCUGCAAGUCCUCCACACUACAUGCAGAAUCCAGUGAAAACAAUCAAAACAAACACUUUGGGCACCAUUAACAUGUUGGGGCUGGCGAGACGUGUUGGUGCAAGAAUUCUAAUCGCUAGUACAUCUGAAGUCUACGGAGAUCCUAUGGUGCAUCCACAGCCUGAGACCUAUUGGGGGCAUGUGAAUCCUAUAGGGCCUCGUGCCUGUUACGACGAGGGUAAACGAGUGGCAGAAACGUUAGCGUACUCAUAUGCAAAGCAGGAGAAUGUAUCGGUUAGAGUAGCGAGAAUAUUCAACACAUACGGCCCGCGAAUGCACGCGUCUGAUGGCCGAGUAGUGUCCAAUUUUAUUAUGCAAGCGUUGCAGAAUUUAACUAUUACCGUAUACGGUAAUGGAAAGCAGACGCGUUCUUUCUGUUACGUGUCAGAUCUCGUGGACGGACUCCUAUCGUUGAUGGCGUCCAGUUACACUCUCCCCGUCAACAUUGGGAAUCCAGUGGAGCACACUAUAGAAGAAUUCGCAGUAAUAAUAAAGAAUCUAGUCCCCGGGUGCCGAAGCACUGUGGCGACGGGCGCAGCGGUGGAGGACGACCCGCAAAGGAGGCGGCCCGACAUCGCUGUGGCUGAGGCCCAUUUGCAUUGGACACCUAAGGUUUCACUACAAGAUGGGUUACAAAGGACUAUUGAGUAUUUUAGAGAAGAAUUAUCACGGACUACAUUCUACAACAAUCAGACGUACAUGGAUGUAAAAGUUAAACCACGCAAUUAAUAUAAAAUCAUUUGAUAUUCCUUUACAAAUGUGAUAUUAGGAUGUC
Messenger RNA from Ostrinia furnacalis (Asian corn borer), 1536 nucleotides. RefSeq names its product UDP-xylose synthase (gene Uxs). The transcript is spliced from 9 exons. The record is from RefSeq and is a predicted model, not a curated record. Gene Ontology annotation, molecular function: NAD+ binding; UDP-glucuronate decarboxylase activity. NCBI's taxonomy places the organism in Eukaryota, Metazoa, Arthropoda, Insecta, Lepidoptera, Crambidae. Gene Ontology annotation, biological process: D-xylose metabolic process. Gene Ontology annotation, cellular component: cytoplasm. The coding region runs from base 135 to 1490 and encodes 451 amino acids.